Myripristis murdjan (pinecone soldierfish) is the source of this 3593-nucleotide messenger RNA. It is a transcript of the gene grip1, whose product is annotated as glutamate receptor interacting protein 1. Bases 125 to 2878 code for a protein of 917 amino acids. The record is from RefSeq and is a predicted model, not a curated record. The transcript is spliced from 21 exons. NCBI's taxonomy places the organism in Eukaryota, Metazoa, Chordata, Actinopteri, Holocentriformes, Holocentridae. Gene Ontology annotation, biological process: neurotransmitter receptor transport, endosome to postsynaptic membrane. Gene Ontology annotation, molecular function: protein binding.
CCCCAUUGUCAUAACAACCAUCAGGCCUGGAGGGCCUGCCGACAGGGAAGGAACGAUCAAGCCGGGCGAUCGACUCCUGAGCAUCGACGGUAUCCGUCUCCACGGCAGCAGCCUAUCAGAGGCCAUGAGCAUCCUGAAGCAGUGCGGGCAGGAAGCCACGCUGCUCAUCGAGUACGACGUGUCCGUGAUGGACUCGGUUGCCACGGCGUCGGGGCCGCUGCUGGUGGAGGUUGCCAAGGCGGCGGGCUCCAGUCUGGGCGUGGCUCUGUCCACCUCCAUGUUCUGCAGCAAGCAGGUCAUCGUCAUCGACAAGGUCAAACCCGCCAGCAUCGCAGACAGGUGCGGUGCGCUGCAUGCAGGUGACCACAUCCUGUCUGUUGACGGGACGUCCAUGGAGUUCUGCUCUCUGGCUGAAGCCACGCAGCUGCUGUCCGCUUCCUGUCAGACCGUCCGCAUGGAGAUCCUGCCGCAGCACCAGACCCGACCGGCCCUGAACGCACCGCAGCACGCCAAGGUGCAGCGGAGUCCCCGCCCCCUCCCCUGGGAGACUGGAGGCUCCGCCCCCAUCCUCCCCCCCUACCACUACAACACCUACCACCCCGACCAAUCAGCUUCCAGAUCUCUGAACCGCCAUACAAACAACCCUCCUCUCAGCCACUCGUUCUCUCCCGGGUCCAUGUCAGCCUAUAGUCUCUCGUCCCUCAACAUGAACACGCUGCCCCGGAACAUGUAUCCCACAAGCCCGCGGGGCACGCUGAUGAGGAGGAAGAUGAAGAAGAAGGACUUCAAAAGCUCCUUGUCUCUGGCGUCCAGCACCGUGGGUCUGGCCGGGCAGGUCGUCCACACGGAAACCACGGAGGUGACGCUGAUCGGGGACGGCAUCAUGGGAUUUGGCCUGCAGCUGCAGGGCGGGGUCUUCGCCACGGAAACGCUCUCCUCGCCGCCGCUCAUCGCCUACAUGGACCCCGACAGCCCCGCCGAGAGGUGUGGCAUACUGCAGAUUGGUGACAGGAUAUUGUCCAUAAAUGGAGUUCCUACUGAAGACUCCACAUUGGAAGAAACCAAUCAGCUCCUCCGGGACUCGUCCAUCACUGCACAGCUGACCCUGGAGAUCGAGUUUGAUGUAGCAGAGUCGGUCGUCCCCAGUUCUGGAACGUUCCACGUGAAACUUCCCAAGAAACCAGGAGUGGAGCUGGGAAUCACCAUCAGCUCUCCGUCCAACAGGAAGCCAGGAGACGCUCUCAUCAUCUCUGACAUCAAGAAGGGCAGCGUGGCACACAGGACGGGAACGCUGGAGCUCGGCGACAAGCUGCUCGCCAUCGACAACAUCCGGGUGGAGAGCUGCUCCAUGGAGGAGGCGGUGCAGAUCCUGCAGCAGUGUGAGGAGCUCGUCAAGCUCAAGAUCCGCAAGGACGAGGACAACUCAGACGAACAGGAAGUGUCUGGCAGCAUCAUCUACACAGUGGAGCUGCAGCGGUACGGCGGCCCGCUGGGAAUCACCAUCUCCGGCACCGAGGAGCCGUUUGACCCCAUUAUCAUCUCAUCACUGAGCAAAGGAGGGCUGGCAGAGAGGACCGGGGCGAUCCAUGUGGGCGAUCGGAUCCUGGCGAUCAACAGCAGCAGCCUGAAGGGGAAGCCGCUGAGCGAAGCCAUCAGCCUCCUGCAGCAGGCGGGCGAGACGGUGACGCUGAAGAUCAAGAAGCAGGGCGAGCUGUCCAGCCCAAAGUCGUGUGUGAUUGGCUCAGGGCUUGGGCAGGGGGCGGGGCUCGGGCAGGAGAACCAGGAGGGGGAGGAGGAGCCUGUCGUCAUGGUAGCGCCCCUGUCGGGUCAGAGGCCGUUCAGCACGCUGCCGUCCGUCGACAGCGCCGUGGAAUCAUGGGACGGAUCCAACAUGGACAGCAGCUUCAGCACCGCCGCUCCACCCUUCCAGUCGUCUCCCUACAGUUUCCACGAUUGGCGAAGCACCAAGAUGACCAACAGCCAAUCAUCUUCUUCUGCUCGCCAGAGAGCCAAUCCGCUGUCAGAUCUGGGCCUGAGUGACGACGACUGGGACCGCCCACCGCUCAGCGGAGCCUGUAAUCUACCCAGCGGUCUAAUCUCUGACAGCAGGUUCAACGUGGGGCAUGAUGGGACGGAGCCGGACCAGGAGGAGAACUUCUGGUCUCAGGCUCUGGAGGACCUGGAGACGUGCGGGCAGAGCGGCAUCCUGCGGGAGCUGGAGGCAACCAUCAUGUCAGGAUCCAGCCUCAGUCUGAACCAUGACCCCGCCCCCCUGCGCAGCACGCUGGGCCGCCAGGCCAGCUUCCAGGAGCGCAGCACCUCCAGGCCGCAGGUGACCCCGCGCUCCAACACCUUGCCCUCUGACCCCCAGCGCCGAGCCUUCGCCAUGAGGAAGAUGAGGCAGGAAGUCAACGACAUCCUGACUCAGAACCCUGUGGAACUCCACAAGCUGACUCUGGAGAAGGCCUCAGAUCUGGAGGAUUUCGGGUUCAGUGUGUCUGACGGUUUGUUGGAUCGUGGCGUUUACGUUAACAACAUCCGAGCGGGGGGGCCGGCCCAGAAGGGGGGGCUGCGGGCCUACGACCGAAUACUGCAGAUUAACCAUGUAAGGACCAGAGACUUCGACUGCUGCCUCGUCGUUCCUCUCAUCGCCGAGUCUCCCAACCGGCUGGAGCUCGUCAUCAGCCGAAACCCCGCCUCCUCCGCCCUGACCGCCAAUCAUGUCGACGGCACCACCUCUGGCCACGCCCCUCAGCCAACCGACGGCGAGCCGGGCCCGUCGGAGCUCCCCGUUGGCCAGGGAGAGGACGGCCCGAUCAGCUGGAGCCAACCGGGAGAGGGCGUGGGGGCGGGGCCAGUCAAUAACAGUUCCUUAUAGCAGAGACACUGGAUGAAACUGGUUUAAACCGGAUCAGGCCGGUUCUAACCAGAGUGGACUGCAGAGGUCACUGAGUCAAUACAGCAGAGAAGGAGCUGGAUCAGACCGGUUCAGACCGGUUUGCAGAUGAGACCCCAUGGUGCUACACACCCUCUGGAUGACCUCUGACCUCUGACCCCGACAACAGCCUGGAAGCACACCGACGGACCGCCUCCUCACCUGAACCGGUUCCACGGGUUCCACUGGAACCAGUUCUACUGCUCCUUUCGGUUCCUCUAGGACCAGUAACACUGGUUAUGCUGGAUCCAGGUCAAUUGGUUCUACUGGUUCCACUGUUUCUACUGGAACCAGUUCUACUGCUAGCAGAACCAUUUCUAGAACCAGAACCAGAACUAUGGCUACUGAUCCUACUGGUUUUACCGGAACCAUUUCUCCUGGUUCUGCUGGCACUACUGGUUCUACUGGAACCACUUCUACUGGUUCCACUGGUUCUUCUGGACCAGUUCUAGUGAUCCAAUGGGUUCCACCGGUUCCACCAGAGCCAUGGCUACUGGUCUGACUGGAACCAGAACCACAGCAGCACAAAGACUGACCUGCUGACGCACAGACAGACGGGUUGCUAUGGAGACGGUCAUACAGAUGGUCAGGUUGCUAUGGAAACAGUUGUGUGCCAUGAAGAGCCUGCAGACCAGAGGAACCACGAGAACACUGAUGA